Funneliformis mosseae is the source of this 987-nucleotide messenger RNA. NCBI's taxonomy places the organism in Eukaryota, Fungi, Glomeromycota, Glomeromycetes, Glomerales, Glomeraceae. The record is from the annotation of a GenBank genome assembly.
AUGUAUGUUCAUAGGUGUCGUUUCGUUGAAUAUAUGCCAGCAGCUAUUAAUGCUCUUGCAUUUACACCAAGUACUACUAAACCAUUGAUCGCAUGUGGCCGAGCUAAUGGGGAUAUCGAAAUAUGGAACCCACUUAAUUUGCACCUGGAAAAGAGAAUAUUAGGUGAAUUAAAUACUUCUGUGGAAGCAAUUACAUGGGCACAUAAAAUAACUUUAACGGAAGCGGAUAAGAUAACUUAUAAUACACAAGCUAAACGGGAUAAAACUUUAAAAGAGUUAACCACGGAAUGGGACACGAUAAAAUUAAGUUGUAAGAAAUUCAUUGGUUCACAUGGGGGAGCAAUUUGGUGUAUGGCUGUUAAUCACGCGAAUACAUUAAUUGUGAUGAUGGAGCAAGCAAAAGUAAUGUCUUUAACUUGGGAUAUAAAAGACAAACAUAUCGUAUUUAGAGCUUCAGAUAGUAAGAUAAUAAAAUGGAAUGUUGAACAAGGUAUUAAUAAUAAGGGAAAGGGACUAACAAUAAAUGAAGAAACUAUUGUAUGGGCAAUUCAAGUGCUUAAAGAUGACACUAUAGUAAAUGGCGACUCACUCGGUCACGUAUGUUUUUGGGAAGGAACAUUUGGAAAUAUGAAACAAGAUCUUGGAGCUCAUGACGCCGAUGUUUUAUAUCGAAAAUGGUUUGUAUAUCGGAUUGUGUCUCAACCAAAAUCAUAUAGUAAAGAUAAUUCAGUACCAAAUGAAAGACAUUGGGUAAAGUGGGGUAUAGCCGUUAUCAUGUGCAUUGAUCUUGGUCAAGCAGUGAUUCAGUCAAAGAUAGACGCUACAUCAUAUAUAAUUGCAAAAAUAAAUUCACAGCAAAUGGUCUCAUUUAUAGUUACUAGAGUUGCUGAACUUUCAAUCUCAAUAUAUGUAGAAUUGACAUAUGAAUAUCCUAAAUAUCUUGAUAAUACUUACACAUAUUCACAACUAUUUUUAGAUCCACCUUAG